UUGUAUCGUUAUCGCUGGCCGUAUUGUAUACAAACAAAAUUUAAAAGUAAAUUUUUUGUUUUUCGAUUUAACUAUGCAUCGUUCACAUCCGAGUACCACGCGACGGAAGCAUUUGAUUAAGGAAAUGAUGGAGGAUGACUAUGAACUGCCCACAGAGCAGCAGCAGAUCGUGCGCGUCGUCAGCAGUCGUGGCAACAAUCUCCACGAGGUGGAACCAGCGACGACAGAGUCGGAAAACUUUCUGGUGUCCAUGCCUAACAAAUAUCGCAAAAACAUGUGGGUCAAGCGCGGCGAUUUCCUUCUGGUGGAACCUAUCGAGGAGGGCGACAAAGUCAAAGCGGAAAUAUCCAAAAUCCUCACCAGCGACCAUGUCAAAGAAUACACCAAGGCGGGAAUAUGGCCGGAACGAUUUGCCAAGAAUCCCCCGCAAGAGGCCAAAGCACAAAACGAUGAGGAUGAUUCCGACUUUGAAGAUGAUUUGACGCCCAACACAAAUCGUCCCGUCCAGGAGUCCGAUGAAGAGGACGAGGACACUGAGAGCAGCGAUGAGGAAGACUGACACGAGGGCUUGAGUGCAUUGUGGAGGUGCAUUACAAAAUAUUAGCUUUGUAUAUUUUUUUAAUCUUUUUCUUAUCAUUUGCUUACUUUUUGCCCAUCUUUUAAAAUGUAACAAAAUAAUAUAGAUGGGUCACUACGAGUUAAUUGUUGUUCUUGUGGCUGCUGCUAGUCUAAAUGUGGUAA
This is a messenger RNA of Drosophila obscura, 741 nucleotides long. RefSeq names its product probable RNA-binding protein EIF1AD. Gene Ontology annotation, biological process: translational initiation. The record is from RefSeq and is a predicted model, not a curated record. Gene Ontology annotation, cellular component: nucleus. NCBI's taxonomy places the organism in Eukaryota, Metazoa, Arthropoda, Insecta, Diptera, Drosophilidae. The coding region runs from base 74 to 559 and encodes 161 amino acids. The transcript has 2 exons. Gene Ontology annotation, molecular function: RNA binding; translation initiation factor activity.